Molecule: messenger RNA, 1383 nt
Organism: Vicia villosa (hairy vetch)
Lineage: Eukaryota; Viridiplantae; Streptophyta; Magnoliopsida; Fabales; Fabaceae
Exons: 4
Coding region: 260-1096 (278 amino acids)
Source: RefSeq, a predicted model, not a curated record
ACUCUAUUGGGCCGGUUAACCCAGCAACCCACUAUGCCAUGCUGGUGUUGUGUGUUUAUAUAUCACAAUUGUUUUUAGGGUUUCUAAUAUUGGAUAAGACGCGUUUUCUCAGAGAUCGUUGUCUUCUUCACCUUGGCGUCUAUUGAUUUUGUAUUUUCAGCGGUGCUCUUCUCUGCCCUGUUGGAGUUUAAAGCAAAGUUUCCAGCAGCAACUAAUCCUAAUCUCAUCUCCAAAGUUUCCAGCAGCAAUCUCAUCUCCAAUGGAUCUUGCUAACAAGGGCCAUCCCGUAAGCCAUAAGCAAACAGAUCUUGCUAACAAGGGCCAUUCCCUAAGCCAUAAGCCCCGUUCCCACUGCCAUAAGGUCUGCACUAAAUUAACAGAACGUGCUAACAAGGGCCAUUCCCAAAGCCAUAAGCCUCGUUCCCACCGCCAUAAGAGUAGGUCAGAAAGAAAAUUUUCUAAAAAACACUACUCAGAUAGCUCGGAUAGCUCCGAUAGCUCGGAAACGGAAACCUCUGAUAGCUCAGAUAGUUCGGAUAAUGGUUAUAGCUCAGUAAGCUCACACAGCUCAGAUAGUUCAGUUGAUAAGAAACUUGAAGGAUCAGUUGACAAACGCAUUUUAUCACUGUUAAAAUUAGCUGAUGUACUGGGAUAUCCUUACGAAGAGUAUAGGCCAGCCCUUAAUGGCAUAACUGACCAGAUGAGCCGGAACGAUGUGUUACUUAUAAUGGGUUUUCAAUAUUUAUCCGGCAGACAAGAUCGAUUUGAUGCUGCAACUAGAAUGGAUGAAACAACAGAUGAAAGAAGAGAUGAGGAGAAUCAGAGUUCCAAGAAAAAGAGAAAGAAGAACAGCCGUGGAACUGAUGAAAGAAGAGGCAAGAAAAAUGAGAGUUCCAAGAAAAAGAGAAAGAAGAACAGCCGUGGAACUGAUGAAAGAAGAGGCAAGAAAAAUGAGAGUUACAAGAAAAAGAGAAAGAAACACAGCCAUGGAACUGAUGAAAAAAGAGGCAAGAAAAAUGAGAGUUACAAGAAAAAGAGAGAGAAGAACAGUCUUGGAGCUCUUGAAAGAAGAGGCCACAAAGAAGAAUGGGAUUGAUUUCCAUAAAACAAAGAAAGAAGAACAGCUAUUAGUCUUGCUGCGUUUCUAAAGUACCCUACUAUUAAUUAUAGGUUGGAGUUAUGUAUGUAAGUGGUUCAUGUAUGAGAUGGCGAGAAAAUCGCUCUAUCCUUAUUUCUAAAUAUUUGUUACUAGGGGGGUGUUUGGUGGGGGUUGACCCACGAAUCCGCUAAUUCAAAUCAACCCAUAAAUUACUAGAAGUAUCGGGUUUGAGUUUUGUAAUCCGUUGACCCAAUCCAUAUAUAUGAAUGAGUCGGUUUUGAUAA